AUGCAGAAUAUGUUUGCCAAUCAUGAGUAUUCUGGUUACGAAUGCAUAGAACUGUAUGUUACUCUACCAGAAGUUCAAACCACACAAAUGGUUGAGUCACAAGUCAUUGAUGCACUUGGAGACGAGCAAGCAGAGGUCGACGUUGUAGAUGAAGAAGAAGAAGCACCGGAAAUAGAAGUUGAUAACCUGGUAAACGAGGAAAGUGAAGAUGAACCGGAAGUUGUUGUACCACGAGAUCAAGUGCAUAUGCCUCCAGUGCACAUGAGGAACCUGAAUUUUGAUGGGGAUGACGAACCAUCGACUGAUAUUUUCUAUGAUCCAUACACCCAAACAGAUCAACGGUUAAAAGUAGGAGACAGAUUUCGUUCUAAGGAGGCAUGUAUCAUGGCCAUAAAAAGAUUUCAUAUGGCAAACAAUGUUGAUUUUAGAGUUGAUCGUGCCAAUGUCGAAAGGUACAAAAUUUACUGUAGUAACACUGAUUGUGGAUUCAGGUUGCAUGCAUCAUACAGGAAGAGAAGUGACUCAUGGGUUAUAGGAUAUAUUUCCCAAGAUCACACAUGUAUUAACACAAAUGUUUCACAAGAUCACCGUAAGCUCAGUUAUGACAUCAUUUGUCAAGAAAUCUUGCCUCUAGUUGAAAAAGAUCCAUCGUUAAAGGUGAAAACGAUAAUCUCUCAUAUCGUUGCAACGUACAACUACACUCCGUCUUAUAGAAAGGCGUGGCUGGCGAAGACCAAGGCGAUCGAAGUUGUGUAUGGAAAUUGGGAGGAUUCGUAUAAACGACUCCCACAUUUCUUAUAUGCGCUUCAAAUUUAUGCUCCUGGAACUGUUACUAUUUUAGAGACCCUUCCGGCGCAAUCUCCAGACGGAACAUCACUUCAAGGAAAUGCAGAUGGGUUGACAGUCUUGCUAGAGAGAAAUGGACCAGAUCAUACGACAACGGGAAGCGAUGGGGGCACAUGA
Molecule: messenger RNA, 963 nt
Organism: Vicia villosa (hairy vetch)
Lineage: Eukaryota; Viridiplantae; Streptophyta; Magnoliopsida; Fabales; Fabaceae
Exons: 2
Coding region: 1-963 (320 amino acids)
Source: RefSeq, a predicted model, not a curated record